Epithele typhae is the source of this 822-nucleotide messenger RNA. RefSeq lists its product as uncharacterized. Bases 1 to 822 code for a protein of 273 amino acids. The record is from RefSeq and is a predicted model, not a curated record. The transcript is spliced from 4 exons. Lineage: Eukaryota; Fungi; Basidiomycota; Agaricomycetes; Polyporales; Epitheliaceae.
AUGUCCCUCGUCGACACCGCCCGCGCCGUCAGCGAGAAAUGUGGUUACUACCGCCGCAGGACGAAGCACCCUUGUCCUCGGACCCGUCCCACGCCGGCCAGCUGGCUGCAAGCGGUCUACUCCUGGCGCUCGGAGGUCCAAUCGUCGAAAGAAGGACAUUUUCCCUCGCCCCCUGCAGUUCUCGCCGCGCGCCCUUCCUCCGCUCCUCCUCCUCCGCCACCGUCCUCCGCCAAGGUCAACAUUCCGCGGAAGACGUUCAAGAACUCCGGUGGCCCCUCGUCUGACGGCACGACGCACGUGCACCAAACGCUCACCUUCCUAGCUCUCCUGCUUUCUCCCCGAAUCGAGUGCCUAGAAGCGACCGUCAUCGCCAGCUACCACGCGGACUCUCACACGGACGUCGACGCCCCCGCGAUCGUCGACGGCCUCGUCGCCGCCGUCGGGAGCCUCCCCGCGCUCCGGGUGCUCGCCGUCAGCGUCUUGUGCCAUCUCCUCGCGGACCCCCCAUGCGCGGCCGAGGCGUUCAUGCGCGCCCUCGACCUGGACGCGCUCGCGCGCCGGCUGUGCGUCGCGUGCCCCACGCUGCGGAUCGUGGUCGUUCUGCUCAGCGGGGUGCGCGGGCGCGCGAACGAGCGUGUGCAGCGUGGACCGUGGUGCGCGGAGUUUGAUCUGUAUGCGGACAGGAUGGGAAAUCCCGGGCACCGGGGUAUGGAACCAGUGGGGGAGAAGGUUCCUGUGGAACCACGCGAUACGGAACGUGAGGCUGGGGAGGUUGUCAGCGGGGGUGCUGUGCAGGACGAGUUGCGGUCCUCACGAGGGUAG